CAGGUAAACUCGCUGUUAGUUUCUAACACGGUUCCAUUAGCUAGGUGAACGUUCACUCGGUACGAGUCCCUUCUGCAGGUCUUCUCGAUCUCUUGUGCAAAAGCUUCGGCGCUAAAACUAAUGAUUGCGCCAGUGUCCACUGUGGCGCUGACCCGCUUACCCGCGAUUAUAAUCUUUGCGCUGGUCCGGUUGUUCUCGAAGCGUAUAUCCGUGCCAUCGGACGUGGCGUCUGUCUCUUGUUGACAGGAGGUGCCAUCGGCGCUCAUAUAUCUCCAACUUUUCGACAUUGGAAUGUCGGACCGUUGGCGGAUAGGUACGUGUUGUAUGCCAACGUUAGCCACUAUGGGAUUCACAAAUGGUUGGCUAUGAGCAGAGAUUUGUAAUGGGUACUGACUGUUCGAAAUCGCACGCUAGGCUGUUCAUCAGGCGCGCGUGGCUGGUCUCGCUGAGGACUCCCACUCUACUAGAUGUGAGAUGAAGUUUAAGGCAAGACACCGCUGACUUAGCUGAGGACGACUGGUUGUAGGCUCGGAUAAUGCAUUCCAAUUCUUGCGGGCUUCAUUGCGUGACAGGCGUAGACUUUGGUGGGUUUGAGGUUACUGCUUCCUAUUACUGCGUAGUGGGGUAUCUGAAAUUGCUUCGUUGAGAAGUGGACUGCCGCUAUUAACUUUCGACGCCAAGGAGGGCGUUGCAUUUGCAUGUCGUGGUUCUCGUUACAGGGGGUCGAUGUCGGAUGAUUUCGUUGACUUAGCUGGGUGGGGCUUGGCUUUUGUUUCGCGGUGGACCUGUCUCGUAGCGUUGCGAGUUGUGGACACGAUACAUUUUCUAGUCUGCGGGGUACCACCCUUCGCGAGGCAAGUUCUUCUUGGGGCCCAUCUCUCGCUGGGGGUGGGCUCCCCGCUAAUUUCCCUGUUGACAGCAGUUAAUGGUUCGUACGCCUCGUCGACCGGUGGCCACGCCCCGUUGUUCGGCAGAUCGCGGCGUCGGGCGCCUUGCUGGAACUCUCGAUGUGUUUCUCUGGGGGCUUCUCGUGACGUGUUGCCCGUCGGAAUCGCCUCCAAAUCGCUGGCGACCUCCAUAAAUUCGGCUAAAUGGGUGAAGUCUCGGCGCCGUAUGCACCACAUGUAAUUGGGCUGCGCAUUUAUAUAGACGCGUUCCAAUUUUUGUUAUUAUUAUAUGUAGGUUAUCUUAUUUGCUUAAUUAACUACUUAUUGAACACAUUAAAGUUACAUUAACACCGACAUUAACAUUAACAGAACUACCACACAAGUCAAAAUGUAAAAAAUCCUGCAAUUUAAAUUUUUUCAAGUUUCUUGGAAUUUUUCUUGCGUAUCGUUCAAUAUAAUGGUGAUAAUUAUCAGGAAAAAUCAGAAUCGAUCAUAAUGCUAAUACAAAACCUAAUGCAUUCAUGUCCACAUUCAUUCGAAAAUAUAUUUAGUUGCUCUUACGUUUUAUGAUAAUAUAAUAAACAAUAAUACAAUAGUUAUGUAAAUUAUAAUAAAUUGUAUUUUUAUAAGCGCUGAAAACGGCAAAAUUAUCGAAAAUAGCUGCAGCCUUGAUAUCCUGAAAAAUAUAGGAAUGCAUUGCUCCGAUAUUGAAGAUAAUGAGCUCUAUGACAACGAAUGUGAAUCGGAAGUUAUUGAAAAUGAAUUAUGCUGUACCCAAGAAAAAAUUUUUAAUAGCGAACGUAAUGGUAAUGAGGUUUUAGACGAAGAAAAUGUCCAAGAGUCCUGAGAAAGUGAUAGUGAAUUCGAAAAUAUUUUAAAUUCUCGUAAAAGAAAGCGUACCCGAGUGCUUUCAAGCUCGAAAGAUGAAAAUGAAAGUAUACGACAAGAUAUUCAAAAUGAAAUUGCUGCAAACGGAACUUGUUGGAAAAAACUACAAGAAAAAAAAUAUUAUGAAAGGUGAAGUACGUACUGCAUUUUUCUUAGUAAUCGAUUACAAUAUUUUUCAUCAUAUAAGAUCUUGCACGGAAUUAGAAGCCUCACAAGUUUUGGGUAAAAAAUGGAGCUUGACAAAAACAAAAUUUAAAGCUUUCAUUGAAGUUUUAUGUGGAGCAUACAAAACAAAAAAUUUAAAAUAUUGAUAUUUAUGGAACACAAAAUGGGAACCCAAGUUCUUUGCAAACACCAUGAGUACAAAUGAUUGUCCUGCCUAUUAGCGGUAUGAGAUAGUUUUUUUGAAAAUAGUAUGAAUUGAUACAAACCAGGACCAAAUAUUAUAAUUAAUGAACAACUUCUACCAACAUUUGCGAAUAAGCCCGACAAAUUUGAUAUCAAAUAUUGGUUAGCAUCUGAUGUUGGGAUUAAAUACAUUGAGGGUUUCCUUAAUUAGGAAAAGAUGAGAAACGAAUAACAUCACAGCCUCUAAAUGAAUUCGCCCCGCUCAAACUUGCCGAACCAUUCACUAUGAAAAGAAGGAAUAUAACAACUGACAACUUUUUUACAAGCUUACCGCUGGCAUCUAAAUUGUUAACCAAAAAAAAAAACCAUAUUGGUUGGCACUAUACACGGAAACAAAAGGGAACUCCCAACAAUUUAUAAAACAAAGAAGGAUAUUCGGGCUAUAUUUUCAUCAUUACUGUAUAAAUUACACAUACUGAGGCAAAUUAUGUCAAAUAAGUUUCAUGAUGCCAUUAACGACGAACUAGAGUUAGAUGCACAUCUUCAAGAGGCACAGGCAGAGGCUAGUCAAAAUGUUAUUUGUCAUAAGAGUCAGGGCUUGUCUAAUAACACAACAGAGUUGGAGAAAAACUUAGAAGAAGCUGAAUUAGCUAUAUAUUAUUUUUUUAAUAAUAAAUUUGACGAGGCUAAAUCUAUAGUUUUACCUCAUGCCAACACAAGCAUGUAUCAUUCAAUGGGACGAGCAAUGUUUUCCUUUUUGGAGGCUAUUCUAACGUUUGAACGGGCUCAUAUUCUCCAAGCUGGGGAUGAAUUGCGAAGCUGCCUCGACAUCUGUCAAAAAUACCGUCAUAAAAACACGAUAAGCGAGUCAAUAGGAAAAAAAUUAAAAAGGACAGCUUACUCCGCCUUGAGCGACAUGGAAGCUCACGCUGAACUUUGUAUGGCAGAAGCUUUGCUGCUUCAAGCGUUAUUAAUAUUCGCAGAAGAUGAAUCGCUUACUACCCUCAUUAAGGGUGGAGUCCAAAUAAACCAUUGCUACAACAACUAUAAAGAGUGUACUCUUACCUUAUCUAAUCGUGAAUGGCAAUCACAAAUAUCGAAAAUCCAUUUUGAAAGCGGAGUGCGGAUGGGAAUGGGCACAUUUAAUUUAAUGAUAUCGUUACUUCCCGCCAGUGUAAUCAAAUUACUUCAGUUUAUUGGCUUCUCUGGAGACAGAGAUGCCGGGCUGGAGGACCUUAAUCGCGGUUAUAAAACAUCUGGAUUACGCCAAGUGCUUUGUGCUCUGACAUUAUUGGGCUAUCACUUGAUCGUAUGUUAUAUAUUAGGCCAUCAGGAAGGUGAUUUGGUGUUAUGUGACGAUAUUCUACAGACGCAAUUGGAAAAGUAUCCACAUGGGGCAUUGUUCCUAUUUUUUAAAGGUCGCUUGGAGUUUAUGCGAGGCAAUUUGGUCACUGCAGAACAUUGGUACAAAAUGUCUUGGAGAUCGCAAAAUGUUUGGCCACAAUUCCACCAUUUGAGUUUCUGGGAGUUGCUGUGGGUUAAUUGUUUAAAAGUUGACUGGCGGGAAGCUAGUUUGUAUGCUUCGCAUUUGGUAGAGAGCAGUAAAUGGUCUCCCACUAUAUAUUCGUAUCAAAAAGCUACAACUAUGUUAAUGUUGCCUAAUCUAACCCACAAUGAAAACCAGAUCAUUGACACUUUAAUGACUACAGCUCCUACUUAUAAGCAACGCAUUGCUGGCAAAUCAUUACCCAUGGAAAAAUUCGUAUGCAAAAAAAUCGAGCGUUAUUUUUGUCAAGGUAAAUGGCUUUGUUUGCCUGCUGUUGAGCUGAUGUACGUGUGGAAUACUUUUACAGUGCUUAGUAAACAGCAUAGUCUAGCGGACGGUAUUUAUCAAAUUAUAGAAUGUAAAUUUAAUGAACUGAAGAACCUUAAAACGCAACGUAUAUAUGAUGCUGAUAAUAUCGCGUUAUGCUUAUUGUUACGGGGGGCUUUCUACAGACAAAUGAAAAAAAACUCAUUAGCUAUCAAAGAUUUAAAAGAAUGUAUUGCUUUGAAAAACGCCGUAAAAGACGACAAGUACAUAAUAGCCUUUGCUAAUCUAGAAGCCGGGUUGAUAUACGCUGAUGAAAAUCAAGUGGAUUUGGCAAUAAAUACAUUGGAAAAGAUCAAAAAGCAAUAUACUAGGUUUUCCCUGGAAUCACGAUUGCAUUUUCGCAUACAUACGGCUCUUAUGGAUCUUCGAAAACGCGUUGCCAAAUAAAUGUUCAAAAAUAACGGACACAUCUUAAAAAGAUAAUAAUCCCAAAGAAUUGAUAGUGGAAUUUAUUUUCCAAGCCAAUAAAUUUCCUAGUGUUAUAAAUGGUGUGGGUACUGAAUAAAACGUAUAUUAAUUAGAUUAUAUUAAAUCAAAUAAACCCAGUGUAACGUUGUUAAACUAUAUAUUACACAAAAUUUUUUUUA
This is a messenger RNA of Glossina fuscipes, 4583 nucleotides long. Its product is annotated as tetratricopeptide repeat protein 39B-like. The record is from RefSeq and is a predicted model, not a curated record. The coding region runs from base 2611 to 4383 and encodes 590 amino acids. Gene Ontology annotation, molecular function: protein binding. Lineage: Eukaryota; Metazoa; Arthropoda; Insecta; Diptera; Glossinidae. The transcript is spliced from 9 exons.